AUGACGGCCAACGGCACGUCGGAGUCCGUGCAGAUCCAGUUUGGGCUGAUCAACUGCGGCAACAAGUACCUGACGGCGGAGGCCUUCGGGUUCAAGGUGAACGCUUCGGCCACCAGCUUGAAGAAGAAGCAGAUCUGGACGCUGGAGCAGCCGGCCGACGAGGCGAGCGGCGGGGGCCACGCCGUGUGCCUCAAAAGCCACCUGGGCCGCUACCUGGCGGCCGACAAGGAUGGCAAUGUGAGCUGCGACAGCGAGACCCCCGGCGCCGACUGCCGCUUCUUGAUCGUGGCCCACGACGACGGCCGCUGGUCGCUGCAGUCCGAGCCGCACAAGCGCUACUUCGGGGGCACUGAGGACCGGCUGUCGUGCUUCGCUCAGACCAUCUCGCCCGCGGAGAAGUGGAGUGUCCAUAUCGCCAUGCACCCACAGGUGAACAUCUACAGCCUGACCCGCAAGCGCUACGCGCACCUGAGCGCCCGCCAGGACGAGAUCGCGGUGGACCGCGACGUGCCCUGGGGCGUGGACUCGCUCAUCACCCUGGUCUUCCAGGACCAGCGCUACAGUGUGCAGACUGCCGACCACCGCUUCCUGCGCAACGACGGGCGCCUGGUGGAGAGGCCCGAACCGGGCACCGGCUACACCCUGGAGUUCAGGUCUGGCAAGGUGGCCUUCCGGGACUGCGAGGGCCGCUACCUGGCGCCGUCGGGUCCCAGCGGCACUCUCAAGGCAGGCAAGAGCACCAAGGUGGGCAAGGACGAGCUCUUCGUCCUGGAACAGAGUUGUCCCCAGGUAGUGCUGCAGGCGGGCAACCAGAGGAACGUAUCCACCCGGCAGGGAAUGGACCUCUCCGCCAAUCAGGAUGAAGAGAGUGACCAAGAAACGUUCCAACUAGAGAUCAAUAGGGACACCAAGAAGUGUGCUUUCCGGACCCAUACUGGCAAGUACUGGACCCUGACAUCCAAUGGUGGAAUACAGUCCACUGCUUCGACCAAGAAUGCCAGCUGCUACUUUGACAUAGAAUGGUGUGACAAACGCAUCACUCUCAAGGCUGCCAAUGGGAAGUAUGUCACCGCCAAGAAAAAUGGACAGCUGGCGGCCUCUGUGGAAGCUGCAGGAGAAACUGAGCAUUUCUUGAUGAAACUGAUCAACCGGCCCAUCAUCGUCCUUCGUGGAGAACACGGCUUCAUCGGAUGCCGGAAAGUGACUGGGACCCUGGAUUCCAAUCGCUCUUCUUACGAUGUGUUCCAGCUGGAAUUCAAUGAUGGUGCCUACAAUAUCAAAGACUCUACUGGGAAGUACUGGAUGGUGGGAAAUGAGUCGUCCGUCACCAGCAGCAGCAGUGCUCCCGUGGACUUCUUUUUUGAGUUCUGCGACUAUAACAAAGUAGCCAUCAAAACCAAUGGCCGGUAUCUGAAGGGGGACCACGCCGGGGUCCUGAAAGCUUCCACAGAGGCCAUCGACCCUUCCACACUCUGGGAGUACUAGAUGCACUUUAGCGUUGGGUUUUCCCACUUCCCACCCAACCCCAACCCCCUUCCCAACCCAAUUCCCAGGUCCUGCCCCGGUGAUAGUUUUUAUUUCUGCCCCUUUCCUUUGGUUCAUCUCGCUUCCCUCUGCCCCUGCCCCUACCCCCACCUUUCUCUGUGGAAGGAUUUCAGGAUGGCUUGCUCUAUUCCUACCACCAUUUUUUUUUUCUCUCUCUUGCCUUCUCUAUUUUCAGGGGUUUGUUUCGUGUGUUAAUGGUGUGGGGGUGUGGGAAAGAAGCCUUUUGCCUUUCAAACUGGAAAACCCAGAGAAAAUGGUGCAUCAUCUCAUGCCUUUGUCGUUUGCUUGUCUUGGGAAAUCCUCCUUGCCUGCCAUCUUGGGGCAGGAAAUGUCAUCAGCCCAAUCCCAUUCAAGCAAACACAAGGAAGAAUUUUAAGAAUCAUUUCCCCCCUCUUCUUCUGUGCCAUAGUACGGUGCUGGCACCUUCUUUCAUUUUUUUUCUUUUUAAAUUCUGACCUCUGGUGGCUUUGUGCUGCAGUUGAACCUUACUGCCUGCCUGCUUUGACUCUGGCAAAUGGUGCUAUGAGUGGGCUUUCUGGGCUAGUGGGACCAGCGUGUCUUUAACCGUGGGUUAGGAUGGAAGAAACACUGAAUCAGUUCUAGGACGAGGCGUGAGAACACCGAGAGCGACAGCCUGAGCGAGCUCCUCCGUGCCGCGGGCUGCCUCCCAAAAUGAGAAGUCAAGAGAGAGCGUGACCCGGCUCGCUCCGGGCCUGGUCCAUCUGAUCGUAGGUGGUACAGCUAGAAGUUUGCUUAGAGCCUUUUAGACCCAGGAAACCUCCUGUGAGACCAUGGAGGA
Gracilinanus agilis (Agile Gracile Mouse Opossum) is the source of this 2344-nucleotide messenger RNA. RefSeq names its product fascin actin-bundling protein 1 (gene FSCN1). Gene Ontology annotation, molecular function: protein-macromolecule adaptor activity; actin filament binding. The coding region runs from base 1 to 1485 and encodes 494 amino acids. The record is from RefSeq and is a predicted model, not a curated record. Gene Ontology annotation, biological process: cell migration; actin filament bundle assembly; establishment or maintenance of cell polarity. The transcript is spliced from 5 exons. Gene Ontology annotation, cellular component: microvillus; actin cytoskeleton; growth cone. NCBI's taxonomy places the organism in Eukaryota, Metazoa, Chordata, Mammalia, Didelphimorphia, Didelphidae.